AACUCAAGUGACUCCGAAUAAUAAUAAUAAGGCUGCCUUGUUUAUCCAACGAAGGGGGGUUGGGCAUAGGCUGAAUUCUGCCAAAACUUUUCUAAAUUUCCCUUUUCUCCCCCCUCACUAAACUUUGUAUCCACACUACUGCCUCAAUCUCACCGACCCAAGGUCAGCGUCAGUGACCGCCCACGGGAACUGGCAACGCGGCAACAAACCUCCGUGGACCCCGGCUGGAUUUUUUUUUUUUUAACAUGGGAGUUUGAGUCACUGGCUGAAUACACGACGGACCACCACAGACUGUAACAGUACGGAUGGAGGAAGCCUCAUAAACAAAGGAGUGAAAUAGCCAGAAAAAGUCAACUCAAUGAGCGAUAAACGCAGUGAAACCAUGUUGGGAAACCCAGGGUCUUAUGCGAACAAGAAGAGGAAGAAGCCCGUUCUCAAACAAAAGAAGCAGCCUGAAAGAAAUGAAGUUGUUAAAUCAAACCCUUCGAAGCGCCACCGGGAUCGGCUGAAUGGGGAGCUGGACCGGCUGACGGAGCUCCUGCCGUUCAACGGGGACAUCCGCUCUCGUCUGGACAAACUGUCGGUGCUUCGCCUCAGCGUGGGUUACCUGAGGGCCAAGAGCUACUUCAAAGUUACUCAUCUGAUUUUCUUUCACCCAUACCAGGCUCUAAAGUUCCAGGGGCGACUGAAGUACCUCCACGGCCAGAGGCAGCUGAGGGACAAUGGGAACGGUAGCAAACCUCAGCUGGCUCUCUUCUCCAUCGCCAUGCCCGUCCAGCCUCCAACCAUCGUGGAGAUCAGGUCUAAAAUGCUCCUCUUUCAAACCAAACACAAGCUGGACUUCACACCUUUGGGCGCUGAUAGCAGGGGGAAGAUUAUUCUGGGUUAUACAGACAUUGAACUGUGUACGAAAGGCUCCGGCUACCAAUUCAUCCACGCUGCUGACAUGAUGUACUGCGCCGACAACCACAUCCGCAUGAUUAAAACGGGGGAGACCGGUCUGACUGUCUUCAGGCUCCUCAGUAAGUGCAGUGGCUGGGUGUGGGUGAAAUCCAACGCCAAGCUGAUCUUCAAAAAUGGAAGACCGGAUUUCAUCAUCGCAGACCAGAGAGCUUUAGUCAACGCCGAGGGGGAGGAGUAUCUGCGUCAGAGGAGCCUGCAGCUUCCCUUCAGCUGCACCACAGGAGAGGGCGUCCUCUACAACGCCGGCCCAACGGUGGACAUCACACAGUAUCAGUUCGACAAAAAGUUCAGCAGCACCAACGACAUGAGCCAGCAUGUAAUCCCCGGGUCGCUGGUGGACUGCUUCAUGAAGCAGGAUGAGUCGGCCUACAUGCCAGCAUUGGAAAGCCAGUUUUCUGUGGAUCAGGUGUUCAUGGACAGCGAGGCCCUGAUCAGCGUGGGUAAGGCGUGGCAGGAGAGUGGAGCUACAGGCACAACGGAGCCUGUGGUAGUGAAAGAGGAAGCCAAGCGGUCGGUGAUGGCCGUCAUUGGCAACCUGGAGAAGUUGAGUCACGACGGGGACUUCUGUGCAGCGCUGCAGGACCUGGAGGUGGGUGAUUCAGAGCUGAUGGACUGGGAAAAUGCCCUCAAGAGAUUAGGUCAGGACGAUGAUCAGCGAAACAACGUCAAAUCCGAGCUGGACAGCAUCCUCACUGAUGACAUCUUUGACUACAUUGAUAAUGUUUUGUUCAAAGAGAAGGAGAAAGAUCUGAGCACCAGCCCGCCCAGCUGCCUGACAGCGGCCAACAACAACCAGCAGGACCGCUUCACUGCCCAGCUGUCAGCCGCUGCCCUCGGAGAGCAGCAGUUGUUUCAGACCAUGAGCCCCGAACUGAAUUACUCUCCGAUGAAUGGACUCUACGCUCACCAGCAGGAAUCAAUGAAUGGCCCAGCGAUAGCAGAGUCUGCUCAGAUAUUCAGCAGCACCCAGAAACUCUCUCACAACGGUCCCCUGAUCUCUCAGGCCGACACCAACCUGCUCCCUCUUCAGCAGCUGCAGCUCCAUGACAUUUUCAGCCCGUCUAUAGAGCUCCCGGAGCUCACUGUCCCCAACCACAUCGCUGGUGUAGCCUCAGCCCCGUUUCAAUCCUGCGGGCAGGUAUCUAACAACCACAUGGGCGGCACUCGUGGGAUUUCUGCACAGACGCAGUCCAGCCAGUUCCUGCUGCGUCCUCAAAACAAUGUGCAAGCUCCUGCAAUGGCAGCGAACGGACAGUUACUGCAGAGCUUUGUUCAACAACCAAACCACGUGGCCGCAGGUGUAAUAGACAUUUUGCCACCCCUGAUUCCUUGCAUUAACUUUAUUUCGGGUAGCACGCCUAAUAUACCUGUUCCCUUUGCCACAAAUCCCCUGCAAGGAAGGGGCCCUUUUGAGGCGCACAGCCCCCAGGUGCAUCCGUGGCCUCAGAGCCAGCAGCAGCUUCCUGACUCUGGCAUCAUGCAGAACGGACACAAACUGAUGCCAGUGUGCAACAGCCAACUUAAGGAAAGCCAAACAUUCUCGCGUGCCGGCCUCUGGCCACGGAGCGUCCCCGGACUGAACCACGCUCAGCAGAACGGGCUGACGUGCGGUCAGGCAGCCACUCACAUUAGCUGCAUGUUCGAACAGCACUUUUCUUCCGGGCCAGCAGGUGUCAACGUCCGGGAUUUCUCUGGCACUUCAGGCCUGAGGGGGGCCGACCCGUCCCUGGAUCAGAGUCCUCCUCAAGGGUCCUGCUACUUCCAGUGGAGCCACAGCGAGCCGGUGGUGGGAUCGUCCGCCAUCAACCAGGAGAACGCUGACAUCAGUCCUCUGACGGCCCCCCCCAUCAUGCCCUCCUCAGACCACACACUCAACAUUCCUCACUACCUGGAAUGCCACAGACACACACAGGAUGAGAGAGUCUCCGCUGAACUCAAUGGGAUGUUUUCCACUCCUUCCCGUGACGUAUCCAUGUUCCUGACAGAGUGAAGUCAGCCAUCGUGUUACUUCUGUAGCGAAAGAAAACCCCGGAGAAGGACAGAUCUCAGUAUAAAGUUCGCCUGUAUCAGUGCUUAUUCACAGACUCUCAUGCUUACCAAUAUUGCCAUAUGUUUUAUAUAACUCUGUAUCAUUUAUAUGUCGUCCAGUCUGUGAUGUUUAAAUGUUUGGCUUUCAGUUUUUAGUGAAGAUACACUAUAGUAAUAAUGAAGUAUAAAGCCGAUGUGCGUUUACCGGGAUGGAGCUUGAGCCAGCUGGGAGGAUUGGUCAAGAAAAUCCAAAGAGCCAAAGAAAUAGGUUUUUAUAAGGGAAGCCAGGCCAGGGACACCCAUUAUCUCCCAACGUAUAAAUACCUAAAAAACACAAAAAAACUCAACAUACUGUUUUGUUUUUGAUUAAAUAUAAUCAUUCUACACUUUAAUGCUGAUAAAGUUGAGACUUUUUCUAAAAGACAUCGUGAAAAUCUUCGUAGUAAUCAGUGUACAGAAUCGCUGAAGGUGACCUACCUGAAAGCACAGCUGUACCUUCAAAUUAAUAUUAUUACAGAUGAAAUAAUCUGUGUAUUUUAAAUGAAACCCUUAAAUGUGGUUAUUGUAAAUGUAUAAUACAAUCUGUAACUAUAUUAGUAGUAUUUGUUUCACCAAGAGAUCCGCUUUGGCUCACAACAAUCUCUCAUAUACAUACUCGGCAUGUGAUAUCUGUGAUAAUCUGUGCAGUAUAAAUGUGCUUUUCUGGAUAACGCCUGUCAGUUAGGCAUGCAUACAUAUCUCAAAUCCCAAAGUGUAAGAGCAACAGUACACACAGCAGAAAAAAGCAGAGAAAUCAAUUGCUAACUACUGUGAGCAAUGCAAAUGUCGUUUUAUUUCCAUUUCAGUGACAUAUUUUAAUAAGCAUAGCUGCAGUUGAGUUGAUUUGAAUGCACUGCUGCUAACUAAACCUAUACUUGUGGGUUAUUUUAAGAAGCAUCUUACUCACAGCAAUUGAACUAAAAGUAAACUGCAAGUCCUGAGCUUCAGUAAAUCAGUCCAUCAAAAAUCACUUAACACCACAUUCCCCUUAACUUGUAUGCACUGAUCUCAACAAAAUGCUCAGUGAUUGCAAGAAAGACAUAUUGUAGUUUCAGGUAAUAUUGGAGACUCAGCCUGAGUUAUUCAUUUACAUCCCUCAGAGGUGUGCACUUUAUUUCAUGUAUUUUCUAAACUUCUACAAGUGCAAACGGCUGAUAAACACAAUGCAAUCAACUGACUUGAUGCAGUAUUGAGGAUCGCCUGAAUUAAACAAGUCAUUAAUCAGCCCGUUCCACCUGCAUCCCUCACACAGAAAUACUCUUUUCCAUUCUCCAAUAUUCCGUGGUCCUACAUGGGAACACCCUAAAAUAUAUCUUGCUUCAACCCAAACAUUAAUUUAUAUAGCAAUCAGCAUGACCAUAUACACUUUAUUGUGCCUUGAUGCCGGAUCGGCAGCUUAACAUAUCUUCAUAUACAUGAAAUAUAUCUGUGCCUUGUUGUAUAACGCAUCUUAAAUAAUAUGUUCCUUUUUGUUUUCCUAAGGCGACCCUGUAGAGCUGCACUAAUUUAAGGGAAGCCAUGUCCAUAUAGGAGAUACAGUAUCCUUACUGUAAAUGAAAUGAUUGAUCCUGCAUUGUGCAUUUCAAGGCUCUGAGGAAUUUGUUGGUCCAUUUUCCAUUAAACAAAAACGUCCUAUACAAUGGAAACAAGGGAACAUGUUUAGCUUGACCUAUCUCUAUAGAGAUGGUAAGAUUUCUUUCAUUGAUGAGCGGAGGAUUUAGUGUUGAGACUUUGAGAUUCAAACUGGUCCAACAAUGCGUUCAGAUCAUAUACACUUUGUUUUGUGUGUUUCCUGUUUGGCCUUUUCGUGUUGGUUCCUUUUGUAUCUGCUUCUCAACAGGUCUUUGUAAUAUCCACACUACAAUAAACGGCAUGAAUGGUUUGGAUUAACCUGAGCGCAAACAGCAUUAACAUGGCAGCUUUACCGUAUUCCUGCUGCACCGUGGGAACUCACUCAGUAUUUUACCUUUCCUUAAGAAACAAUUGUGUAUGUUCUUUUGGAAACCUUUCAGUACAGUGCUUAAAACUGAUUGGACACAUUAUAAUAUGGCCUUCUCGCCGGUGUCCCUUUUUGCUUCUUAUUUUGUACGUGUUGAAAAAGUAUAGGAUCUCAGUGUGAAGCAGACUGGAGGCGAUGAGGACAGCCUAUAAACAGCCUUGGAUAUUGGACUUUGAUACAGACAUGUCAUGACUGUAGCCACUAUGAAAAACCUGGAGCCAAAUGUUUUCUUCACAGCGGUGUUGAUGUUUCUAUGCUAACAUGUGCCUUGCCAUAUUUCUGUUAUUCGUAAAAAAAAAAGUAAAGAAAAAAAAUUCACAACUAUUCAGUUCAUGUAAUCCACUUAAGCCUAGUAGUUAUAGUAUCUAUAUAUCAUAAUAUAUGUUGUAAAAAAACAGCCUUUGUCUACUGUUAAAUGCUUUUUCAUAAAUAUAUGUGUGCAAUGAU
Notothenia coriiceps (black rockcod) is the source of this 5476-nucleotide messenger RNA. Its product is annotated as aryl hydrocarbon receptor-like. The record is from RefSeq and is a predicted model, not a curated record. Bases 359 to 2953 code for a protein of 864 amino acids. The transcript has 7 exons. Gene Ontology annotation, cellular component: aryl hydrocarbon receptor complex; nucleus. NCBI's taxonomy places the organism in Eukaryota, Metazoa, Chordata, Actinopteri, Perciformes, Nototheniidae. Gene Ontology annotation, molecular function: protein dimerization activity; transcription cis-regulatory region binding; nuclear receptor activity. Gene Ontology annotation, biological process: xenobiotic metabolic process; regulation of transcription by RNA polymerase II; response to xenobiotic stimulus.